Molecule: messenger RNA, 3061 nt
Organism: Bradysia coprophila
Lineage: Eukaryota; Metazoa; Arthropoda; Insecta; Diptera; Sciaridae
Gene: Cad96Cb
Product: protocadherin Fat 4-like Cad96Ca
Biological process (GO): homophilic cell-cell adhesion
Cellular component (GO): plasma membrane; cell-cell junction
Molecular function (GO): calcium ion binding
Source: RefSeq, a predicted model, not a curated record
UUCGUUGUGUUGUUAAGAAGGUUGUGGUGUAUUGUGUAGCCGGAACGGUAUAAAAGUUAAUCAAUGAAACGCAUUUUUGGUGAAUAGACUUUCGAAGUUGGUUUUUACUUACCGCUAAAAGUUUAAGAAAAAGUUUCAAAAGGGAUUUUGGAAAGUAACCAAAACUCUGUUAAGGCAAUUUAAUAUAGCAACAAUAGAGGCAUGGCAGCUUGUGUGUGGUAUAGUUUAUCGGUUUACCCCCUAACCGGAAAAGGAAACAAAUUUUAACACGCUUGAGAGGUAUUCGGUUGUGUUGAAUAAUGAAAAUAAUAUACCAGACAUUAUUGUGGACAUUGUGGUUUCUUGACCAAAAAGGUUAUUCAUAAUAAAGCCAGCCAAGGUUAAGAACAGUCAUAGACUGAAGUGGAUGAUUUAAAAUAAAAAAAAAUUGAAGUGAAAAAGUAGCUAAUUAAAGUGAGUUGGAAAUGAGUGUUAAAGGAAAUGAUUCGACAAAUUAGAAAAUGUAAUUUUUUGUAAAACAAAAUCAGAAAAAAAUAUAUAAAUUCGUGGAUGUUAAGUAAUUAAACGAAAUAAAAUGCAAACAUGUGGUUGUUUCUGGUGCUGCUAAUAUUUCGGAUAACUAUUGUAUUUGGUCAAUCUCCAAUAAUCGAUUCGCGAUGCUACUUAGAUGGUGGAGGAUCGGCAGAAAGUUUUCUAGCUAGCGAGGAUAUGACGGUGGGAUCAGUUAUAGGCAAACUACGCGUUAAGGGAAAUCCAAGCGAAAAUUUGGGUGAUAUUAAUAUUAGUCUACGGGAAAAAGGAUCACCGGUUAAAAUUGCUCCCGGCACCAAAGACAUUGUCCUGAUCAUGCCUCUGGACAAAGAAGGUAUAGCAGGUCCAUCAUCUGUCUAUGUCAAUGUCAUAUGCGAUCGCAGGCACUCAACCGAUCCGAGUUUCGUCAUACCUGUUAAUAUUCGUGUCACCGAUGUCAAUGACAAUGCUCCCGAAUGGAUUGGAGCACCUUAUUCAUUACAUUUAUCGGAAGUAACCGUUCCAGGCACCAGAAUUUUACAAGGUGCACGAGCAGUGGACAAAGAUCAACAGGGUGCAUUCGCAACGGUAGAAUAUCAAGUGUUAAAGGGACCGUUUUCGGAUUACGUGUCGUUUGUCACUCCGCUCGAAGGAACACUUGUGCUGCGAAAAUCAUUAGACUACGAAGCGUUAAAGAAUUUCACGGUGAUGUUACGCGCACAAGACCAAGGCACUCCACCGAAAUUCUCCGACACAACGCUACGAGUUGUGGUUGAAGAUGCUGACGAUCAGAAUCCAAAAUUUUUGCGUGAUUCAUAUCGAGCUGAAUUGUUGCCGGAUGGUAAAACUGGUGAAUUGAAAAUACUGCCGGAACCAAUGAAGGCUGUUGAUCAGGACGAAGGGCUAAAGGCUCCAGUUCAGUACACCUUAAUGCAAUCAGUCGAGUCGAAGCACUUUGCAAUCAAUUCUCGAACUGGAGCAAUUAAUCUUGUUACGCCACUGCCGUCAGCCGAGAUGAUGCAUGGAAUAACUCUUGUGAUAAAAGCUACUCAAUUGAACAAUGUGGAUCGCUACGCUCUGACCACAUUGAUUCUAUUCCGCAAUGAAGGCCACCAAACGAAACCAAUCAACACCAGACUAACGUUCCUCCAAUCGAAAUUCCAAACAAAAGUCCCGGAAAAUUUAAGUGUUGGAAGUCGCUUGCUAGCCCUGCCCACCAAUCAUCCGCGACGUCAUCUGCAGUAUCUCAUUUCCGAUCAUAAGGCAGCGAAUCAAUUCUCAAUGGGGGCGUUAGGUGAAAUCAUUCUCCAACAACCACUCGACUAUGAGAAAUCAGCACAACAUCGAUUUACUGUUAUGGCUACCGAUGGCAUAUCAAACGCAACGACAGAGGUCAAUAUUGAUGUGAUGGACGUUAAUGACUGGGAACCACGCUUCCGACAAGGUCAUUAUGAGUUUGUGGUCACGAAAGGUGCAAAUGAACCAGUACCACUGGGAAAACUAGAGGCGGCUGAUGGUGACAAAAAUGAUGGAGUCAGUAUAGCCAUUCGUGGCGCUCAUGCUCAUUAUUUUGAUGUUGAUAGUGAAGGAAUGCUGUGGAUGAAACAAAUGCCGAAUGUUACAUUAGUACAUCUGCUGGCGACCGCAACGGACACUGGGAUACCGCCGAAAAGUAGUUCCGUUCCGGUCACAAUUGCUAUGGAAAACGUAACAACGUUACAGUCGAGCUGGGCAUCAGGAAUUCUAGGCGUUUUCGGUGCUGUGAUUGCUCUAUUCAUUCUCGUCAUCACGGCUAUGUCAAUAUACAUCUACAAACAGAAAAAACCGAACGGUAAAAAUCGCAUUCACAGUCACGACAGCAGUGUAUCUGCAGCAAAUUUGGUAAAUCACGAGAAAGCGGUUAGCGGAGCUAAUUUCUUGGGUAAUAGCAACAUUAGAAUGGCUAAUCCAUUGAACAACAAUAAUAAUCAUGGCGGAUCGGGCAGUAGUAUCAGUGCUGGAGCGUCAACGAUUUUGGCAGCAAGUUUAGAACGGGAAGCACAACGCGAAAGAGAACGAGAGAAAGAUAAUUACACUGCGACAGUUCGAAGCAUUAUUUCACGAGCAUCAGCAGCCAGAGGCGGUCAAUUGUUCGACAACGAUAUGGAUAGAGACUCCAUAUCCAAUUCUGACAUUGCACGACCCGUUGUGUGGAAUGUUACUCAAGAGGACAAUCCAGAGGAUGGUAGAGGCUUUCAGCGAGCGAAAAAGUUAAGUUGGAGCAAUGGCGGUGCUGGUCCGAUUGUGGUAAAUGGUCAUAAGACAAUGAUGUUUCAGACUGAUUUGAUGGCUUCCACCGACAAUAUGGGAUCCACGGAAAAUAAUCUCACAGUUUACUUUUAAGACUCGACAUUCUAAAUGGGUAUUGUAAUUGCAUUUAGCAUCGUUUGCUGCUUUUUUUGUACAGAAAAGUUUUAAUUUUAAUUGUUGCAAUGUUUCGAUGAAUUUAUAACGGGAAAAGUUUUUUUUUAUUUAGUGGAAAACUUUGAAAAUAAACGAACGGGGAAAAAGU